This is a messenger RNA of Anopheles cruzii, 601 nucleotides long. RefSeq lists its product as uncharacterized. Bases 80 to 601 code for a protein of 173 amino acids. NCBI's taxonomy places the organism in Eukaryota, Metazoa, Arthropoda, Insecta, Diptera, Culicidae. The record is from RefSeq and is a predicted model, not a curated record. The transcript has 5 exons.
ACCGCGCAGGGUGCCAGUCACCGGCCUGACUGGGAUCUGCUACCGAGAGCAGGAGUGCCGCCAACGGAACGGCCUCACGAUGGAUGUAUGUGCCGGAGGGUUCGGAGUGUGUUGCGUUUUUCAAUUUGGAUGCGAUGGCCGAACGGAACAAAAUAUAAGCUACUUCUACGCUUCCCUCACGUCGCUGGCUAACCUCAACACGGUGGCGCGUUGCAGCGGUACGGUUAAGCUACAUCGCCACGUCCGGCAAGUGCUGUUGGAAUUUGUCCUGUUCGAACUGCUGCCCCCCCAGCAGGGUAACUGCCGUGAGGACCGGUUCUUUAUUUCCGUGCAAAACAGUAACCGGGUGUAUCCCGUGCUGUGCGGCAUCAACACCGGUCAACACAUGUACCUCGAUAUAGAUGCCGCCUAUUCGCAGCAACUGUCUCUAAUGGCAAUUUCUAAUACCAAACAGGCCUCCGGCACUCUAUUAGUAAAGAUCACGCAGUUUGCUCAUCCGAAGUCUCCCGCAGACUGCCUGCAAUUCCACGAUGGUCUACAAGGGGUUGUAAAAUCGUUCAACUACGACGAUUACUCUACAAUUGAAUCACACACGGCGUAA